Molecule: messenger RNA, 2606 nt
Organism: Triplophysa dalaica
Lineage: Eukaryota; Metazoa; Chordata; Actinopteri; Cypriniformes; Nemacheilidae
Product: fucolectin-like
Exons: 7
Coding region: 1101-1766 (221 amino acids)
Source: RefSeq, a predicted model, not a curated record
AUUCAUCAGCAUUUAUUCUGUAAUCUAUGUGGAAUAUAUUUCAACAUUGUGUUACACUAUGACAUGAUCUUCUUUGAAUCACAGAUGAGAAUAGAUCAAGAUCAAUGCAAAACAGCUCUUAUGUCCUUUUCACACAUUGAAAACCAAACAAUGCGAGAAACAAGACACCUCUGACCUCAAUAUUCAGUUCCAAGACAUGAUCUAUGAUCAUUUGAAUGUUCUCGUAGACAGUAAAAUUUGCUACAUUUUUUGUGUAUCCAAAACAUAUGAUAAGCACAAGAGAAUUUUCCUACUGAAAACAAACACUGGAAACAUUCAGAGAUCAAACUACUGUUUGUAACACUGGUUUAAAAGAAUUAUAGAUUUGCAAAAGGCAGUAAUGUUGAAGAUAUGAAUCAAGCACAAUAUUUAGCUUUUGUACACAUAACACUACAAAAUCCAAACACUUAAAAAAAAUUAAAGCGCCAUGAACUUAAAGUGAUCUCUAUGAUGUUGUUUUACAGUAAAUAAUAGUUUGUUUUAUGCAAAGAAUAAUAAGGGGGAUGUUGAGAAAGCCUUUUGUUUUUCUGUGGAGAAUCAAGUUAAUUUAAUAGUUGUAUCAUUAAAGAUCUCGGGUUUAAAUUGUCUGUAGGAAAGUGUCUUUAUUCUGAAGUCAUAACACAAAACACGAUGAGAGUGAUUAUCAGGAAGAGAAAACACUGCUGUGAGUUCAGAAGAAAAAACAUUCUGUCAGUCUUUCAUUAUAGAAAUCAAUCCAGCAAAGAAAUGAGUCAACAGAAAAGUUGUUCUCUUUGUUUAUCUGCUGGUUUCCUGUAAGAGAUUUCCCUCUGCAAUGGAAGAUUGUACCAUCUUCCUGACACCAGAUUUGAUUUGUAAAUAAGUGUUUUAGUAGUUUAAGACGUUCAGUGGUGAUGUCAUGAGAGUGGAGAGAGUGACAGUCAAAUAUCCAGAGGGAUGUACUGCUAGAAGAGUGAAGAAGAGAGGAGGACUCUCACACUGAGUGAAAUCUUCAUCUGUAACCCCAGAGGAAAGUUCUGCUCAUAACACAUAAGAAACUCAAUUCUCUUCUAUUCUCAUAUUACUUUUUUUUCACCAGUGACAUGGAAAAUCUCAUUCAACUGAUUUUACUUUCUAGUCUUGUUUCUGUUCCAGGGAGUUCAGCAGAGAAUUUAGCAUUUAAAGGAACAGCGACACAGUCAUCCACAUAUAGUACCUGGUCAGCUAAACGUGCCAUAGAUGGUCUCAGAAAUGUUCCAUACUGCAUACAUACAUCAAUUUAUAGUACCCCAUGGUGGAGGCUGGAUCUUCAGGAUUAUUAUGACGUCAGUACAGUGAUCAUCACUGCUCGGUCAGACUGCUGUUUGGAUGAAACCCGUGGAGCAGAGAUUCGUAUUGGAAACUCACUAGAGAACAAUGGAAACAACAAUCCCAUAUGUGCUGUGACUCCUGGUUUUCUACUUGGUCAAAGCAUCAGUUUCUCAUGCCUUGGGAUGAAGGGACGUUAUGUGAACGUGGUCAGAUCUGGAAGUACAUCAAUUCUCGCUCUGUGUGAGGUGGAGGUCUAUGGAGUUCACAGACAAAAAACCUUUCUGAGGCUGAAGUUUUCCUCCAGUGGUGAUGUAGCUGCUGAGAGCGACAAAAUCCUCCAUCAGCUCCAGUCUGCUCUGGGAUUGAACAUCUCUGAUUUUAAACUGUCCUGGACACAACUACCCAAGAAAGAAGAAGAACAGGAGGAGGACGGAGGUUCUUGUGUUAAACAUCUUUAACUGGAUACACAAACUGAAUCUCUAAUGCAAUGAUUCAUUUUAUUCAGUGAUUUCUAUUAUUUUUCUUCUCUAUUAUUGAUGGUGUGAAUGACGUGGUGUUCACAUCACUGUUGUCAUCCUUUCAAUCUCAUUAUAGUCCGCCUCAUUAUAUUUGUGUUGUGUAGUUGUGUGCCAAAGCCUGAGAUAAAGUGUGUAGAAAAACAAUGGCGUGUCAAUAUAUUUAUCAUAAUUUGUUCUAUUAAUAGCAUCACAUCUUAAACAUGUACCAUCCUUUAAAAACUCUGAGAUUUCUAUUUCCCCAAUUUUGUUUUUUAUUUUAUUUAUUACAGGGACAAUGCAUACAUUUCGUUGCAUAGUACUUGUACAUGUGUAAUGACAAUAAAAUUGAAUCUCAUCUCAUCUCAUUAAUAAACAGUUCUGUCAAUAUGCCUAAAUGCUGUCUUUCACCUGCAGUCAGACAGACUGGACAGUCUAGACAGAUGGUAAAGGUCAUCCUUACAUUAUAAUUAUGUUAUAUUUACACUUGUUUAUUUUCUAUAAACUGCUCAUAUGUGUGCAUUGUGUAUAAAAGUGACACAUCAUCAGGUGUUGUGUGUCUUCUGUGGUGAAGUGUGUCAGAUGUGUGCUGCACUGCUGCAUCUUCCAGUCUCUUUCUGUGAAUGAAUUUAUUCUGUGAUUGUUUGAUCGUGUUCUUGAGUCCCUCUCGUCUCUUCAUCAUCAGAUUGCUGUACGUCUGUCUGAUCGUUUCAAUUGUGAUGUUCCAGUGAGUGUUUCUUUUUCGGUGAAUGUUUUUGUUUGUUUGUUGUGUAAGCGCUUUUACCAUUUGAUCACUAUUUGCAU